AUGGGGGCGCGCUACCCAGCACAGUUCUCACCUGGCCUGAAUUGGAAGGUCAGACGUGCAUUUCCUUCAGACCUGCAGGAUAACAGUGACACAUCACAAGAUGGAACAAACAAAGCCAGUAAAGGAGGAAUAAUAUACAGGGACUAUCUGCAGUUCAAACUCUUUUUUUUAAAGUUGGAUAAAAUAAUAAAUGCUCAAGAACUACAAAGUGAGAAGAAAGGAAAUACAAUUCAUGAUGAACACCUGUUUAUUAUAACCCACCAAGCUUAUGAAUUGUGGUUCAAGCAGAUUCUUUGGGAAUUGGAUUCAGUUCGUGAAAUAUUUCAGAAUGGUCAGGUGAGGAACGAAAGAAAUAUGUUGAAAGUGGUCUCAAGAAUCCAUCGAAUUGCCAUGAUCCUUAAGCUCCUGGUGGAUCAGUUUGCAGUUCUGGAGACAAUGACAGCACUGGACUUCUUCGAUUUCCGGAAUUAUUUAGUACCUGCAUCUGGAUUUCAGAGUCUGCAGUUUCGCCUUCUGGAGAAUAAGAUUGGAGUUCCAGAGAGCUUGCGAGUUCCUUAUAACAGAAAGCAUUAUAAGGACAACUUCAUUGGGAAGGACAAUGAGUUACUGCUUCAAUCUGAACUGGAACCAACACUCUUACAACUGGUAGAGCAAUGGCUGGAGAGAACACCUGGACUUGAACCUGAUGGAUUUGAUUUCUGGGGUAAACUGAAAAACAACAUUGAAAGAGGACUGAGGGAAGAAUUUUCAGAUAUCCAGUUAAAACCUGCAUUUGAGGGGAAGGAAGAUAUGCUAUGGGAGCUUGACAGACACAAGGAAGUACUUGCAUCAUUGUUCGAUGAAAAACGUCAUGAGCAUCUGUUGAGCAAAGGUGAACGGAGAAUAUCAUAUAAGGCACUUCAGGGGGCUCUCAUGAUCUAUUUUUACAGGGAAGAACCACGUUUCCAGGUGCCAUUCCAGUUAUUGAAUUCACUCAUGGACAUUGAUGCCCUUAUGACUAAAUGGAGAUACAACCAUGUUUGUAUGGUUCAAAGGAUGAUUGGAAGUAAAGCAGGCACCGGUGGAUCGUCUGGCUAUCAAUAUUUACGUUCUACUAUGAGUGACCGAUAUAAAGUGUUUGUUGACUUGUUCAACCUUGCAACCUUCUUGGUCCCAAGACACUGGAUUCCAAAGCUGACCUCUUCGAUUCACAAGUUCUUCAUUACUGCAGAAUGUUGUGAUAGUUCGUACUUCAGCAGUGAGGAAUCUGAUUAA
Carcharodon carcharias (great white shark) is the source of this 1254-nucleotide messenger RNA. It is a transcript of the gene tdo2a, whose product is annotated as tryptophan 2,3-dioxygenase a. Lineage: Eukaryota; Metazoa; Chordata; Chondrichthyes; Lamniformes; Lamnidae. Gene Ontology annotation, molecular function: metal ion binding; heme binding; L-tryptophan 2,3-dioxygenase activity. The transcript is spliced from 12 exons. Bases 1 to 1254 code for a protein of 417 amino acids. The record is from RefSeq and is a predicted model, not a curated record.